AUGGUGCUGCGUUCCCGCAAGGGAACCGAUCAUGGACGAGCCAAGGAACCAACGCUUGCCAGGUGCCUAGAUUGGCAGGCGCAACCUCUUCUGGAGUCUACUCUGGAGCCUGUACUCCGUAGACCGAGGGCAAUAAUUGUCACAUCAACACCAGCCAGCCACUACUACUACUACCAUUUGCGACGAUAUUUGGCUGGCGAUAGCAAGGUCCGCAAUCGGAGCGGAAGAGUCUGGUAUAACCUGUUUUUACAAAUUCCACCAGCACCAGCCGAGGCUCCUCCAGUUGGCUUCAUUCGACAACCAAUCAACUCGAGCUACCAGGUACUCAACCAAUACGGCAUAGGCGCUACCGUUUUCACCCACUCAACUGCUCACCGCCGAUCUGAACCUGACGCCUAUACCUACAGCCAAACUGUCAAGCUCAAAACCUGGGCAGCACCAAGAAUUUCGGCCGUCACUCAUCUUCGACCCCGCACACCAAGUGUCAGGCCACCCAGCCUCUUCUUUCAAAGCCCCUUAUCAUUGGAGGGAACUGCUAGCGUCUACUCGAUCGAGAGCGGCUCUUUCUAUCUAACCUCGCUUUGGACAAUAUUGUCCGCUUGCCCUGCCCAACAACCCUUGGCCUUCCUUCAGGAUCCUUGGUCAAUCUCACACUAG
Molecule: messenger RNA, 657 nt
Organism: Ustilaginoidea virens
Lineage: Eukaryota; Fungi; Ascomycota; Sordariomycetes; Hypocreales; Clavicipitaceae
Exons: 6
Coding region: 1-657 (218 amino acids)
Source: RefSeq, a predicted model, not a curated record